Sorex fumeus (smoky shrew) is the source of this 813-nucleotide messenger RNA. Its product is annotated as GPN-loop GTPase 3-like. Bases 1 to 813 code for a protein of 270 amino acids. Gene Ontology annotation, molecular function: GTPase activity. Lineage: Eukaryota; Metazoa; Chordata; Mammalia; Eulipotyphla; Soricidae. The transcript has 6 exons. The record is from RefSeq and is a predicted model, not a curated record.
AUGCUAGGUCCUCUGGGAACUUGUCCAAUGUUGCCACAGCGGGUGGCCGUGCAGCUGGUACUCGAGAGAUCAGUGUUGGCGCUGUCCUUGGACACGGAGCCAAACAUCCGGGAACUGAUCGAGGUGGAUGAUGUGAUGGAGGACGGUUCCCUGCGCUUCGGUCCCAAUGGAGGACUGGUGUUUUGCAUGGAGUACUUCGCCAGUAACUUUGAGUGGCUGGAGAACUGCCUUGGCCAUGUCGAGGAUGACUGCAUCCUUUUUGACUGUCCAGGUCAGAUCAAGUUGUACACACACCUGCCCGUGAUGAAACAGCUGGUUCAGCAGCUGGAACAGUGGGAGUUCCGAGUCUGUGGAGUGUUUCUUGUUGAUUCUCAAUUCAUGGUGGAGUCUUUCAAGUUUAUUUCUGGCAUCUUGGCAGCCUUGAAUGCUAUGGUAUCUCUAGAAAUCCCGCAAGUUAACAUCAUGACAAAAAUGGACCUGCUGAGUAAAAGAGCUAAAAAGGAAAUUGAGAAGUUUCUAGAUCCAGGCAUGUAUUCUUUAUUAGAUGAUUCUACAAGCAACUUCAGAAGCAAAAAAUUCAAAAAAUUGACUAAUGCCAUAUGUGGGCUGAUUGAUGACUACAGCAUGGUCCGAUUUUUGCCUUCCGAUCAAUCAGAAGAAGAAAGCAUGAACAUUGUAUUACAGCAUAUUGAUUUUGCCAUUCAGUACGGAGAAGACUUGGAAUUCAAGGAAACCAAGUUAAUUUCUGAUGAUUUAGAUUUGCCAGGGCCAGAGAACGGCGCAGAGGGAAAGACCAUUCUCUGCCUCCCCUAG